Messenger RNA from Ylistrum balloti, 1458 nucleotides. RefSeq lists its product as uncharacterized. The transcript has 11 exons. Gene Ontology annotation, molecular function: protein binding. The record is from RefSeq and is a predicted model, not a curated record. Bases 1 to 1458 code for a protein of 485 amino acids. Lineage: Eukaryota; Metazoa; Mollusca; Bivalvia; Pectinida; Pectinidae.
AUGGCGGAACAGGGACAAAAGGAAAUUUCUUUUGAGCUCUUUUAUCCGAAAAAUAGAAGUGGCGGGAACUCGUAUGAACACAAACAUCUUACCGACUUCGAGUUCUGGAGAAAAAUCGCUGAUGAUAAAGCACAUAUUGAGGACCAGUUUGCCAGGAAAAUGUAUGCAUGGACCGCUUCUGUCCGCAAGGAGCUUUCCAGUUUACAAACUCACAAAGAUUCACACCUGACCAAGUCUCUAGAGAUGGAAUUGGGAUUCUCCAACCUAAGGGCUGACCAGGCGGAACGGAAUUCGAUAGCCUUCACUCGGCUGGCACGCCACCUAGAAAGGGAAACAGUCGGUGAUGUAUCUGACGAGUACACGGGCCGUAUGAUGACCUAUCGACACCUGUUGAGAACACUGAGCAAAGUCUCUGCCACCUGUCAGCAGCUUCAGCAAAAGCUCGUGAGGAAACGAUCGAAGUUGAGGGAACAUCUGAUGGCCAUAGCCAGGAUGGACGAAAGCAGACAGGAAGUGGCGCCAGAACUACAUGGUAACAUGAAGGAGAUCCGUAGAAGUGUGGAUACAGCAACUAGUAAAUGUCGCCAGGCCCAGCAAAAACAGGCUUCUGUUGUAGAGGAGGCGAAACAGCAAUCACAAAAGCUAAGGGCUUCAUGGAUUCACAAAGAAAUCCGACGGUCGGAGUUCCUUGUCCAAGAGUGGCUACAAUGCCUCACAGAAAAGAUGACGUCACUAGACACCGACGAUAGAGAGUAUGAGUGCAAAGCGCUAAAGCUGUCCGAUUCUGUAUCCGUGCCGGAAAUGGUUGAACGGUUGGCAGAGAACAGGAAGAAGCAGUUCACCAUCAAGGAGAUGGAUAUGGAAACUGACAUGAGCUUAUCUCCGCCCUUAUCACCUGUCGUCGUUUCUACCCGAAAUAACACCCUACUGUCCGAUGUAGAAACGGACCUUGUGGUACGACUUGACAAUACGUCAGAGGAUGAGUCACUCGGAGAGGCACGUUUGGAUAGAAGGAAAGUGAAACUAGAGAUCAAUUACCAUAAGCCUCCAACUUAUGAAGGAGUCACCAGUCUUAUCUGUGAAUCUUCCUCCAUAGAGAAGAUCGAUUGUGAUGAGGAUAGAAGAAUUGUUCGAAGUAGCGGAACAUCAAUGAAAACGUUUCUUCCUGGGGAUGAAUUCGAUGUCGCUUUGAUGGGAGAGGGGGACUCUGGUAAUACAGGAGUACAGCCAAAGAAGGUUCCUAUUCUCUGUUUGGAUGAAGGCAAUUCUUAUCACGUGGUUGUAACGAAGGAUUAUCGGAAAAAGUCUGCUCGGGACAUCACUAUAAGACGUGGCCAGAAGUUAGAGGUGUGUUCCAUGGCACCAAGGAAGGGGAUGCUGUUCGGCUAUAAGAAGUGUCGGUUUAGUGGUAAAGAGAAGGGAGGAUAUUUCCCAGAGGACUGUGUCGUUAUCUACUAA